Messenger RNA from Clarias gariepinus (North African catfish), 6108 nucleotides. Its product is annotated as cytoskeleton-associated protein 5-like. Gene Ontology annotation, molecular function: microtubule plus-end binding; microtubule plus end polymerase activity. Gene Ontology annotation, cellular component: centrosome; spindle pole; kinetochore. The transcript has 43 exons. Gene Ontology annotation, biological process: mitotic spindle organization; centrosome duplication; establishment or maintenance of microtubule cytoskeleton polarity. The record is from RefSeq and is a predicted model, not a curated record. Lineage: Eukaryota; Metazoa; Chordata; Actinopteri; Siluriformes; Clariidae. Bases 162 to 5903 code for a protein of 1913 amino acids.
AGAGAGUGUGUGUGUGAGUGAGUGUGUUAGCGGCUCAGGACGGGACCUUUAGUCUGCUUGUUCCGUGACGUGGUGUAGGAUAAAACUCUAGGGUCUUGUACACUGUGCUCCUACAGACCCCACAGACUUCCACACUCCCAUUAGGCGAAACUCGGACCAUCAUGGGAGAUGACAGUGAGUGGAUGAAACUUCCCACCGACCAGAAAUGUGAACAUAAGGUUUGGAAAGCGAGGUUAAGCGGCUACACAGAGGCUCUGCAGCAGUUCCAGAGGAUUACAGAUGAGAAGAGUCCAGAGUGGGGCAAAUACCAAGGACUCAUCAAGAAAUUCGUGACCGAUUCGAACGCAGUGGCGCAGCUUAAAGGACUUGAGGCGGCUCUGGUUUAUGUUGAAAAUGCGCAUGUGGCAUCCAGGACUGUGGGAGAGGUUGUGUCCGGCGUGGUGUGUAAAGUCUUUAACCAGCCUAAAGCACGUGCUAAAGAGCUCGGCUCGGACAUCUGUCUGAUGUACAUCGAGAUCGAGAAGGGGGAUGCGGUUCAGGAAGAGAUUCUCAAAGGCUUGGAUAAUAAGAACCCGAAAAUCGCACUCGCCUGUGUGGAGGUGUUGAGACGGGCGGUGAGUGAGUUUGGAGCGAAGAUCAUCACCUUGAAGCCGGUGGUGAAGGUCCUGCCGAAGCUCUUCGAGUCCAGAGAGAAGGCAAUUCGAGACGAGGCCAAGCUCCUCGCUGUGGAGGUUUACAGAUGGAUCCGAGACGCUCUGCGUCCUCCUCUUCAGAACAUUAACUCCGUCCUGCUGAAGGAGCUGGAGGACGAGUGGGCGAAGGCGUCGGCGCCUCGACAGAGCCGCUUCCUGCGCUCGCAGCAGGACCUCCGGGCCAAGUUUGAGCAGCAGCAGCAGAACGGAGGAGACGCAGAAGAGGAAGGAGACGGUGACGUGGAAGAAGCCGCUCCCGCUGUCGACGCUUACGAGCUCCUGGAAGCGGUGGAGAUCCUCUCGAAACUCCCUAAAGACUUCUUCGAGAAGAUCGAGGCGAAGAAAUGGCAGGAGAGGAAGGAGGCGCUGGAAGCUCUGGAAGCUUUAACCAAAAACCCCAAACUUGAAAGCGGGGAGUACGGAGACGUUGUUAAAGCUCUAAACAAGGUCAUCGGAAAAGACACAAACGUCAUGUUGGUGACGCUCGCCGCGAAGUGUGUAGCAGGACUUGCCUCUGGCCUCCGGAAGAAAUUUGGCCCCUAUGCUGGUCAUUUGGUGCCAACCAUUUUGGAGAAGUUCAAGGAGAAGAAAGCUCAGGUGGUCCAGGCACUACAGGAAGCGAUAGAUGCAGCGUUCCUGUCUACGACGCUUGAGAAAAUAAGCGAGGACGUGCUGGCCGUGAUGGACAGCAAAAACCCAUCGAUCAAGCAGCAGGCUUCGCUGUUCCUCAGCAGGAGUUUUCGGCAGUGCACUCCCAGCACGCUGCCUAAAAACCUCCUCAAACCGUUCUGUGUGGCUCUGCUGAAGCAAGUGAACGACUCUGCUCCAGAGGUUCGAGACGCAGCGUUCGAGGCUUUGGGCGUGGCGCUCAAGGUGGUGGGAGAGAGGGCCGUUAACCCUUUCCUGGCUGACGUGGAUAAACUUAAAGUCGAUAAGAUUAAGGAGUGUGCUGAGAAAGUGGAGCUGCCCGGGGGAAAGAAGACAGCAGGUCAGGUGAAGGAGAAAACCGCUCCGAAAGCCCAGGCUGCACCGGCGGCUCCAGCUGCCCCAUCUGCCCCUGCCAAGAAAACACCUGCAGCCUCGGCUGCUAAGCCAUCCGCUCCCAACAAGAAGGGCAAACCCUCUGCACCCAAAGGAGCUUCUGCCUCCGCCAAAUCUAAGGGCUCAGAGAGCAGAGACGUGACGGAAGCCGAGCUCUCUAUGGAGGUGUGUGAGGAGAAGGCGGCCGCGGUUCUUCCAGCAUCCUGUAUGCAGAUGUUGGAGAGCGCGAACUGGAAGGAGAGGGUGGCUUCCAUGGAGGAGUUUCUGAAGGCCAUAGAGCUCAUGGACAGUAAAGAGAUGCCCUGCCAGGCCCUCGUCCGGAUGCUGGCCAAAAAACCUGGCUGGAAAGAGACCAACUUCCAGGUGAUGCAGUUGAAGCUGCAGGUGGUUUCUGCCGUGGCUCAGAAGGGCUCGUUUUUCUCCAGGACGUCGUCCCUGGCGGUGCUGGAAGCCGUGGUGGAUAAAGCUGGAGAUGUGAAGUGUGGCGUGAGGGCUCGAGAGGCUCUGACCGCCAUCGCUGAAGCCUGCACACUUCCCUGGACCGCUGAACAGGUGGUGUCCAUGGCCUUCGCUCAGAAGAACCCUAAGAACCAGGCUGAGGCUCUGAACUGGCUCUGCGGUGCGAUUAAGGAGUUUGGAUUUGCAGGAAUGAAUGUCAAGGCUUUCAUUAGCAACGUGAAGACCGCUUUAGCUGCUACUAAUCCAGCUGUAAGAACCGCUGCCAUCUCUCUCCUGGCCGUGAUGCACCUGUACAUGGGCGCUCCCCUCCGCAUGUUUUUUGAGGACGAGAAGGCGGCGCUGCUUUCACAGAUAGACGCAGAGUUUGAGAAGAUGAAAGGUCAAACUCCUCCGCCUCCUAUAAGAGGUUUAUCAAAGGCCAGUGGGGCAGAAGGAGAGGAGGAAGGUGAGAAGGAGGAAGAACACGAAGGAGGUGCAGAUGUUGUGGAUCUUCUGCCUCGAACGGACAUCAGCGACAAAAUCACCUCCGACAUGGUGUCAAAAAUCGGCGACAAGAACUGGAAGUUGAGGAAGGAGGGACUGGAGGAGGUCACCGCCGUCCUCUCUGAGGCCAAGUUCAUUAAACCCAACAUCGGGGAGCUUCCUGUGGCACUCAAGGCUCGGCUUACAGACUCCAAUAAAAUACUGGUCCAGCAGACCCUCUCCAUCCUGCAGCAGAUGGCCACAGCGAUGGGUCCUGCGCUGAGACAGCAUGUUAAAGGCCUGGGCUUCUCGAUCAUCACUGUGCUCACUGACAGCAAGAAUGCUGUGCGUGCGGCAGGUUUGGCUACUCUGAACGUCUGGGUGGAGCAAACGGGGAUGAAGGAGUGGUUGGAUGGUGAGGACCUGGCUGAGGAGCUGAAGAAGGAGAAUCCGUUCCUCAGACAGGAGCUGUUGGGGUGGCUGGCUGAGAAAUUGCCCAGCUUGCGCUCGGUUCCCUCGGACUUUGCCCUGUGUGUUCCUCAUCUCUACUCCUGCCUGGAGGAUCGUAAUGCUGACGUGAGGAAAAAAGCCCAGGAUGCACUUCCAGUCUUCAUGAUGCACCUGGGUUAUGACAAGAUGAACAAGGCCACUGCUAAGCUGAAGCCAGCGUCUAAAGAUCAGCUUGUUGGUUUGUUGGAGAAGGCUCGAUCAGCCAUGCCUGCCAAACCUGCAGCUCAGAGUAAAGCAGCACCUGCUGCAACCAGCACUGUAAAGCCUCCUUCAAAGCCCGCUGCAGCUCCUCCUGUUCCAGAAAAAACAGUCGCGGUGAGCGAACAGCCUCCAGCAGAACCCAAAAAAAACAAACCAGCAGCUGCACCCAAGGCUAAGCCUGUUGUGAAGAAACCACCUGGCAAAGUUGAGGAAGAUCGGAGCGGUCCCAUCUUCAUCCUCGUUCCCAAUGGGAAAGAGCAACGGAUCAAAGAAGAGAAAAGUCAAAAGGUGUUGAAGUGGAACUUUAUGACCCCUCGUGAGGAGUUUGUUGAUCAGCUGAAGAGUCAGAUGACCCCAUGCGUGGCAAAAUGGCUGAUGGAGGAUCUCUUCCACGCAGAUUUCCAAAAACACAUCAAGGCCAUCAGCACCAUGAUGGAGCACCUGGAGGCGGAGUCUGAGGCCACAGUCAGCUGCCUGGAUCUGAUCCUGAAGUGGUUCACGCUGCGCUUCUUCGAUACCAACACCAGCGUCCUGAUGAAGGCUCUGGAGUAUCUCAAGCUCCUGUUUGUUGCACUCAGUAACCAGGAUUACCAUCUGACCGAGCACGAAGCCACGCUCUUCAUCCCUUACUUCAUCCUCAAGAUGGGUGAGCCGAAAGACGUGGUGCGUAAAGACGUGCGCAGCAUCUUUAGCCUGAUGCGUAAAGUCUACCCAGCUAGCAGACUCUUCCCUUUCCUUGUGGAUGGAACGAAAUCCAAAAACUCCAAACAGAGAGCGGAGUGUCUGGAGGAGCUCGGCUGUCUGGUUGGUCAGUGUGGCCUGUCUGUGUUCCAGCAGACCGCAGCCAAGUCCUUGCGUGAAAUUGCAGUACACAUCGGCGAUCGAGACACAGGCGUGCGUAACGCCGCGCUAAACACAGUCGUGGCUGCUUAUAACGUCUGUGGAGAGCAAGUGUACAAGCUGAUUGGCCAGUUGUCAGAAAAAGAAAUGAGCAUGUUGGAGGAGAGGAUCAAGCGCUCUGCUAAGAAACCCUCGGCCCUCGCUGCUCCUGUUAAAUCUCAGGCGGAGGAGAAAACGUCUGCCCCAGCUAACGCUAGUCUGCUACGCAAACCGACUGUCGAAGCAGCAGCUGCAGCACCUUCUAAACUGAGUGAGAUACGGCGUCAGAACGCAAACACAGUGGUCCAGCAGGAGAGCCCUGAAGUGCCUCGCCAGUUUCAGCUCGACCCCAACUUCAUCGUGGAUUUUCCCGAAGCCAUCAUGCCCGAGCUGCUGGUGGUGGAGACGGCCGAGUCGUCGCCUUUGGACGUGCCGGAGUUCAAGUACAAGUUUCCAUCUGUCUCCAGCAGCAUUAAAGACUCUGCAGCCAGCAUCAGUCUGGUCAUUUCACAGGUCGCGAGCUCGGAUGGCAAAACCAGCAUGCAGGGCUUAGCUAAGAUAGCAGAGAUUUUGAGCAAGGAGAGUGAGUGGAAGCUGAUGUCCAGUCACGUGGACGAGUUCAUCGUCGCAGCACUGAUGCAGCUCGGCUUGCAGGCCAGCAGGCGCGUGGGGAACGAGGUGACGCAGCACAUGGGGAAACUCUACUCCUCCGUCAUCAGCACUCUGAGCUCGCUGGUUUUGGCAGGCAAGCUGUCUCAGGAAGCCUCGCCGGGUGUGCUGAAGAACCUGGUCCAGGUUCUGCUCUCUCUCACGCUGGAUCCCCAGCACCAGCAGAGCUCACAGGAGCUCAUCCGCUCUGUACACAUCCUCCUCUCGACUUUAUUUAAGACCGCCGAUCCCACCAACAUGCUCAGCGCUUUACUGGUGCUGUUACAGGAGACCAGUAACUCUGCUGCGUCCACAGAGUUUUCUGAAAUGGUCAUGAAGUGUCACUGGCGUAUGAUCAAACUGCUUCCGGAGAAGAUCGAAUCCCUCUACCUGGACCGGAUACUCCUGGACAUCCACAACUUCAUGAAGGCUUUUCCAAAAGAGCUGCUCAAACAGAAACCCAAUGACAUGGCUUACCGCACCGUCAAAACACUGCUGCACACACUGUCCAGGCUGGUCGGCCCCAGGAUUAUGGAUCACCUGAGCCUGAUCGAGAACAGCAGUGAGUCAGAAGUCGAAGCUCAUCUGAAGAGAGCGAUGAAGCACUCCGUCUCGGCACCGUCUCAAAUGUCUCAGAACACAGAACAUGUUGCUAAACUGAAUGUCCAGACUUCUGCUGAUGCUCAGAAAGCCAUGAAACCUGCAGCAGCACCACUAAGCUCCGGCACCGAACCUUUCAACGUCGCUCACUAUCAGGAGAAACUGAGAGCUCUGAAGCAGAUCUGUGGCCUUCAAAACACCAUGAAGGUGAACGAGGACAAGCCCAGCGUCCCUGUAGCAAGUGCCAAGCCCCCCGUCCCCUCCUCGAUGGACAUGCUGAUGUCUCAGCUGUCUAAGCUGCGCGAGUCUCGUGAGCAGCGCGGAGCUGAGAACGUCAAGCCUCACAGUCCUCCUGGGGACAUCGACGAAUUCCGCGCGAGACUCGAGAAGAUUAAAGCCAGCAUGCGUUGAUCCUCACACACUUUUUUCCAACGUCUGUCCGUGUGUUUGUGCCUCUCUGUCUACCUCUUCUGCAGCUACGCUUCUUGCACAUGUCUCUGUAUGUACUGUCUUAACCUGUAUAUAUUUAAACUUUUCUCUUUUUAAUAAUGUUUUCCCUCCAGUGGUUUUACUGAGGAUUUUUCUCAUUUAAAUAAAACUUAUUUGACUGACUGAA